AUGUCUUUCAUUACCAAGUAUAUGUCAGGCCUUCCAGCCAGACGAAGUUUGACGACUCUGACGUCGUUUUCACCACUAAAAUCGAGUCUAAUUCGUCCAUCUGCAUUGCAGACCAACUGCACUACCGGCUUUGAGGCGGCUGGAUCUGCCUUCCCCGGUUACCUCAGCAUGCUUUUUGGUUUGACUCAAAGGAGAUGGAAGAGCAGAGGUAACACUUAUCAGCCGAGCACAUUGAAGAGGAAAAGAAGGGUAGGUUUUCUAGCGCGUGCCAAAAGCAAGCAAGGUUACAAGAUUCUUAAGAAACGUCGGGAAAAAGGCAGAUGGUACCUGACGCAUUAG
Messenger RNA from Lachancea sp. 'fantastica', 339 nucleotides. The record is from the annotation of a GenBank genome assembly. Lineage: Eukaryota; Fungi; Ascomycota; Saccharomycetes; Saccharomycetales; Saccharomycetaceae.